UCGCGAUACUUCCGUUUACGUUUCCAAUGGCAACGCAGAGCGGCUGGUUGCUGAAAGGAGCCUCGUAAACAGAGCAAAGCCUCUCCCGUGUCUUUCUGCGUCUAUAGGGGAUUAGAAACGACAGGUUAAUUUAAUAAAGCUCUGAUUUUAAAUGUAUAAUUGAAAUAAAAUGAAUUCCUCUGAGGUUAAUGUGGAAAAAAGGGCGGCUGGUAGAAGUUUACUGCAUAACUGGCUAGAAGAGAGGGCAACUGAAUUGCUGGACAGUAGUGACUCCAGAUCCCACAUUAACAGACAUGGACACAGAGGCAUCCUCACUCUGGACAUGACCUCCAAAACACAGGAUGAAACUACAGUAAAAGCUACCUUCACUGCACCUAAAGGCCCAGGGAUUCGACAGAAAGGAUUACGGGCUGAGCUGUUGGAGAAGAGCCUCAUCAAAAUGAUAAGUGAGCAGAUACAUGCCGAGCUCAAUCCAGAGCCUCCAGCCCCAGAGCUGAACUCCGUAACCAGAGCCGACUUUACAGCCGGGGGAUUCAAACCUGUCCGCCCAGCUCCAUCCAAGGAAUGUGAUUACAGAAGUGACCAAGCCAUCACAUACUGGAGUGAAAACCACCAGAAGAUCCAGGGAGUGACAGCAGUCAGAACCACUCAAAGUCCAUUUAAGAAGAACGCCAGCUUCAGCACACCAAUCAGUGAACGCUUGGAUGACCCCAUGGACUUCACCCUAUGAGAAUUAAUAGAAGGGAAACAAUUAAUCCUGUUGGAUGUGGUUCUUCCUUCUUGGUGGUAUGCUGACAUUACCCUGGAUAACGUGGCUCUUGAUGCAUCACAAAGACUUGCUGUCUUGGUCACAGAUGCGCCAGCAAGACGUGCACCAACAUUUUGUCCUCUUUUGAACUCUGGUAUGUCACACAAUGUUGUGUGCAUUGCAAUAUUUUGAGCAAAACUGUGCUCUUACCCUGCUAAUUGAAUCUUCACACUCUGCUCUUACUGGUGCAAUGUGAUAUUAAUGAAGAUUGGCCACCAGGCUGGACCAAUUUAGCCAUGAAACCUCCCACACUAAAAUAACAGGUGUUUCAGUUUCAUUGUCCAACCCCUGUAUAUACUCAGUGGAGCUGAUAAGAUGGAAGGUGAAUGUAGAAACUAGGAGGUGUUUUUAACAUGUGCUGUGUAUGAAUAAAUAUUUUUUGGAAUAAAAUUAAUCAGAGCAGCUCAUGCUGUGCUGUAAGACCUCAUGUCAUAAAGCAUUAAGAUUGUUUAGUCUUUAUAUAGUUAGCUUUUUAAAUGAGUAGGUACUCACAGUAAGUAAAGCGAUCUGAUUAACACAGUCUUAUGGAGUGUGGUUUUGAUGGCUUGGCUUGUGUGUUGAUAUCUUUUCUGUUUUGUCUGUGUGCAGCGUGCAUCUCCCAUAAAUCACUUAGUCACUUAGGCUAGACUUUUAAUGCUGGAUCUACAUUUACAGUUUCAUAAACAUGUUAAAACUGUUUUCCAUUACAGGCUGCAAAUGUUUAUAUGCCCUUGAUAAUUCUGUCUGUUUUAACUCACUUAAAAACCUUGUGGUUUAAAGCAAAUCAAAACAUAACAAACCCUUGGAAAUGCUAUAUAACCAGGCUAUUAAAAAAUGUGGAUUAAAAAAACAUACGGUUCCACCAUAUAUACUAAAUAAACUAUAUAAAAAAUA
This is a messenger RNA of Astyanax mexicanus (Mexican tetra), 1681 nucleotides long. It is a transcript of the gene spag8, whose product is annotated as sperm associated antigen 8. Gene Ontology annotation, molecular function: microtubule binding. Gene Ontology annotation, cellular component: cytoplasm; nucleus. The record is from RefSeq and is a predicted model, not a curated record. The transcript is spliced from 7 exons. Lineage: Eukaryota; Metazoa; Chordata; Actinopteri; Characiformes; Acestrorhamphidae. The coding region runs from base 170 to 730 and encodes 186 amino acids. Gene Ontology annotation, biological process: positive regulation of transcription by RNA polymerase II.